Coprinopsis cinerea okayama7#130 is the source of this 1260-nucleotide messenger RNA. RefSeq lists its product as hypothetical. The transcript has a single exon. Lineage: Eukaryota; Fungi; Basidiomycota; Agaricomycetes; Agaricales; Psathyrellaceae. The coding region runs from base 1 to 1260 and encodes 419 amino acids. The record is from RefSeq and is a predicted model, not a curated record.
AUGACGAAUUUGGACUCUCAAUCUGACUCGAGCACUCUCCACUUCACCGCAGAGGGAAUAAUUUCAGCAACUGCCCCGUCGUUCCACCGGCGCCAAGGUCCCCCAGCGAGCGAUGCGACUUCGAGUAGCUCCGCUCCUCAGGCUGUCACUCAGGCGGAGGCGGGUCAUCGGACGCAAGAGAACUCGCAGAUAGCCUCAAGCCAGGUGGGCACGGAGGGUGUCAAAGGCUCUGCCAGUGCGCCGCCGCGCCACCAGCCGGGAUCUCGUGCCCCCACGCCUCCUCGCUCUGUGCGUGACGAGUCUAGGGAUCGUCAGGCUGGCUGGGACGAUCGUCGUCCUUACAACGAGAGAGACGACCGCCGACCGUACUCUGACAGGGAUGACCGCCGGUCUUACUAUGACAGAGAGGAUUCUCGCCGACCUUACGAUGAUAGGGAUGACCGCCGUCCUUAUUGCAACCGGGACUAUCGGUACGACCCUCGAGGUGGUCGUCGACCAUAUCCUCCCCGUCGAGGGUAUCCAGAUUCGAGACGUUAUCCUGGAGACGACCGGUACUAUUACGAUCGUGACCAUCGACGGCCUCCCCUGCCUGAACCUCAAAGACAAAGCUCCUCACCCUCUCCUUCGCCUUCGCCUAGACCUUCCCUGCCCCGAUCGCCGUCCCCUUCCUCCAGUACAUCGAACACCACCUAUCCACGGUCCCGUUCUCACACACCCGCCUCGAGCACCAACCACAACCACAACCACUCAAAAUCAGGCUUCCGCAGCUACAUCCACACUAAAUCGAACAAAGGCUACAACUACAACACACUUGCAAACCAAAACUACUACAGCCACACUGAGGGUACGAGCUACGUCUGGACAGCCACGGGUCGACCCCGGGGCGCCGCCGCAUCGAGCUGGCAAGGUCCAGAUCCCUCCAACCCGAUCCACCACCUCAAAUUCGCGUGUAAACCCACAUUCGACGGGAACGCUGCCACACCUACCUCAUACUACUCCACCAUCUCCUCUUACAACGCUCUACGAUCUGCGAACUCUCACUGGCGAUCGCAGAAACUUCCUUCCCCUCCAACUGAGAGUAUCGUUUUACCGAAAGUGGAGGAGUGCACUGCGGAUGUGAGGGAUCAUGAUUCGUAUUGGAGGGGUGUUAAUGAGAGGUUGUUUGGGCAUUUGGAGGAGUUUAGGGUGUUGGGGGAGGAGGGGAAGGCGAUGUUUAGGAAGGUGUUGAAUAGGGUUCCGCCGUCGCCGAGGAUGUUUUGA